Triticum dicoccoides is the source of this 2664-nucleotide messenger RNA. RefSeq lists its product as uncharacterized. Gene Ontology annotation, biological process: polyamine transport. The record is from RefSeq and is a predicted model, not a curated record. NCBI's taxonomy places the organism in Eukaryota, Viridiplantae, Streptophyta, Magnoliopsida, Poales, Poaceae. Gene Ontology annotation, molecular function: polyamine binding. Gene Ontology annotation, cellular component: periplasmic space. The coding region runs from base 16 to 2424 and encodes 802 amino acids. The transcript is spliced from 10 exons.
GAGAGCGGCGUGUGAAUGGGCGGAAAAGUAAGAAACGUCAGGCAGCGGCUGCAACUGCAGCGGCAUCCACCGGCGAGGGCGAGAAGAAAACGAAGCGAAAAGCGGGGCCAGGCCACGGGCCGGACGCCAGAGGAAGGUCGCGUGGCAGCGCACGCCACCCAAAUCCAAGCCAGGCCAGAAAGCGAGCGCCGACCUCCGCGUCAGCCCGCGCGUGCCGUCGUCGUUGCUAGGCCGCGGCGGGAGAGGGCGGCGGGAGGGAUGAUGGAGGCGGGGGGAGGGGGAGGAGGGUUCAGGGACGAGCGGGUGCCGCAGUGGGGCGUGCAGGAGACGCGGGAGCUCAUCGCGGCGCGCGGGGACCUGGAGCGGGAGGCCGCCGCGGGGCGCAGCGCCAAGACGCUCUGGGAGGCGGUGGCGGACGCGCUCCGGGCGCGCGGGUACCGCCGCACCGCCGAUCAGUGCAAGUGCAAGUGGAAGAACCUCGUCAACAGAUACAAGGGGAAAGAAACAUCUGAUCCAGAAACCGGCAGACAAUGUCCCUUCUUUGAAGAAUUACAUGCAGUCUUCACUGAACGUGCUAAAAAUAUGCAACGUCAACUCCUUCAGUCUGAAUCGGGAACUUCAGUUAAAAAGAAAUUAAAGCGACCUAGCGGUGACCAGUCAUCUGGGGAGUCUGAUGAGAACGAAUAUGGCGUUGAAGUCAGCGAUGAUGAGAAACCCGUGAUAAGCAAAAAGCGGAAGGCUGGUGAUAAGGGGCAACCAUCGCAACGAAUGGCGGAAAACUCAAGGGCCGGCAGUUCAAGCAUCCAUGAUCUGUUGCAGGAAUUCCUAGUGCAGCAACAGCAUGUCGAUAUGCUGUGGCAUGAGACGAUGGAGCGGCGCGCCCAGGAGCGGCUCAUUUUCGAACAAGAAUGGAGGCAGUCGAUGCAGAAGCUUGAGCAGGAGAGGCUGAUGCUGGAGCAGUCAUGGAUAGAGCGAGAGGAACAGCGAAGGAUGAGGGAAGAAGCAACUGCUGAACAAACUCUUACAAGAAGAUCUAUAGAAGACGAAGCUUCUUUGUCAAUGGGGUUGCAGUGCUGGUCUUUUCCCUUGACACGUUCCAGUAGGGCACUGGAUAAGCCGCGGAGGUCGGAGCCGCCCCCUCCACCCGCCGCCGUGGAGGCGAACGAGCAGGAGCAGGGCGACGAGGAGUGGGAGGCCGCGCUGCAGCAGUGGAAGUCCAAGGCCUACGCGCUCUCCGUGCCCCUGCGCGUCGUCGCGCUCCGCGGCUCCUUCCCUCCCGCGUGGAUCAAGGAUUUCGUCGAAGCACAGGGGAAGAGACUCAAAUUCAGCCCUGAGUUCCGCCCUAGUAUUGACGCGCUUUUCUCUGAGUUGUCAAAAUGUGUGGACAAAGGUCAGGUUCAGCCCAAAUCCGCGAUGGCGGCUGAUGUCGUUUCUAUAGGGGACUCUUGGCUCGGCUACGCCAUUCGUAAGGGACUGGUAGAACCUAUCAGCAAUGCUGAAGAGCAGGACUGGUAUCGGAGCCUGAGUGACAGAUGGAAGGUUCAUUUGUGCAGGAACCAGAAUGGAGAGGCAGAUUCUAAUGGCUCAGUAUGGGGUGUUCCAUAUAGAUGGGGCACUGUGGUCAUUGCGUACAAGAAAAGCAAGUUUAAGCAGCAUAACUUGAAGCCAAUACAGGAUUGGGAGGAUUUGUGGAGGCCUGAACUAGCCGGGAAGAUUUCAAUGAUUGAUUCUCCUAGAGAAGUAAUUGGUGCAGUCCUUAAGCAGUUGGGAUCAUCAUAUAACACGAUUGACAUGGAAACAGAAGUUGAUGGUGGUAGGGAAGCAGUCCUAAGCAGCUUUACACAGCUACAAAAACAGGUCCAGCUAUUUGACAGCAUGAACUAUCUGAAAUCGUUUGGAGUUGGGGAUGUUUGGGUCACAGUGGGUUGGAGCAGCGAUGUCAUCCCUGCUGCAAAGCGAAUGUCCAAUGUUGCUGUUGUUGUUCCCAAGUCAGGCAGUAGCCUCUGGGCUGAUUUAUGGGCGAUACCUUGUGCUACAAGGUUUCAGACUGAUAAAAUCGGGGGCAGAACUAGAGGCCCAUCUCCACUCAUCCACCAGUGGUUCGACUUCUGUCUGCAGAGUGCCAGAAGCUUGCCCUUUCGCCAGGAAAUCACCGCAGGAGCAUCGCCGCUGUUCCUCGAAAACCCAGCUCCAGAGGUUCUGCAAGAUCGAAACAAGAAGAAGCCAAAGCUGGAGAGUAACCUUGUCAGGGGAGUACCUCCCCCUGAAAUCCUGGAAAAAUGUGAGUUCUUAGAACCUCUAUCAGACAAAGCGGUGGGUGACUACCAGUGGUUGAUGUCGAGAGUGCAGAGACCACGCGGCGGUCUGCUUGGAAACGUGCUGCAAAGGAUAUCAACCGUGCUAGACUUGAAAUCGAGAUUUUAGAGCACACACCUAUCGCCACGAAGUUCAUCAGUCAUAAGUAUUUUUGCGAGACGACCACUAACAAACCAAUAGUUCAGACCAUGCAUAGGAUCCACUUCUUACAGCAGUACCACUUCUAAAAACCUCCCGUUGGAGAUUUAAUGUAAUCCGACUCUGAGAUUUGGACGAGAAAUGCUGCGGAUCAUCUCGGAAACUUUCUCGGUUCGUAAAGGAACAAGGUACGACUUGUUGAGCACCACA